Molecule: messenger RNA, 336 nt
Organism: Penicillium maclennaniae
Lineage: Eukaryota; Fungi; Ascomycota; Eurotiomycetes; Eurotiales; Aspergillaceae
Exons: 2
Coding region: 1-336 (111 amino acids)
Source: RefSeq, a predicted model, not a curated record
AUGGAUUUCCAAGUUUGCUACACCCAGCAGGCUACGCUCAUUGGUGUGUUCUACAAAUAUAUACCCACCAGUUUUAUCUCCUUUUACAUCGGCCGUUCUGUAAGCGGAAUGAACCAUACUUCCGGUCUGCCUCGCAGUCGAAGUGUUGAGAGUCUCCAGAACAAGAGCUUCAUCUGCGCUAAGGCCUAUCCUAUUCUUCGACAUUUACAAAUCUUAGUCUCCACGGACAGCUUCGAAUCUUCCGGCUCGCGAGAUUUUGACAUUGACACCACGUUCAAUAACUGGAUUGAUGGAGCUCAAUGGCUGAAUCCAGACUUGAUCAACUGGGUGAGCUGA